Molecule: messenger RNA, 2770 nt
Organism: Schistosoma rodhaini
Lineage: Eukaryota; Metazoa; Platyhelminthes; Trematoda; Strigeidida; Schistosomatidae
Source: the annotation of a GenBank genome assembly
AUAUUUUGAAUGUGUCCUUAGGAUGAAAUCAUAAAUGAAUUAUAAGUGGGUGUAAGUAUCAGUAUUCUUGUGUGCUAACUACUGCACAAUUUGAAUUUCUAUCUAUAUAUGAAUCAGUUCUGAUUCGUUCUUCUUAUAUAUUUUCUUCAUUUAUUAAAUUAACACAAAAGGUAAUAAUCAUAAUCAUAAUUAUAAACUAAACACAAUUAACUAUGACUUACUCAAAUGGUUGUAUGUACUGAUAUGUCUGUAUUCUUAUAUGUAUAUCUAUGUGCACAUAUAUACUACUGUGCAUGAGUACUUGGAAGGAUACAGUUUUUGUAUUAUUGACUGAUACUACUUAUUACAAUUUCUAUAUUGUCCAUUACAAAUAUUACUAUUAUUAUUACUAAGAUUACUUAGUAACUAUAUAUAUAUAUAGAGAGAGGAACCAUUCAUAGCAACUAUUAAAAGGGAUAUAUUUUUCCACUUGGAACAAAUUUACCUAAUGUAAUCUAUCUCUCCCCUAUCUAUAUCCAUAUCCAUCUACAUAUUAUUGAUUUUGUGUAUAACAUUCAUUCAUUUAGGUAUCAUUGUAUAGUGGUGACAUAAUCAUAAUCAUUUUUUUUUUAAAAACCAAGGCAACAAAAAAAGGGGGAUGGAUAAUCCACGGAAUCUUUUAUGUGAAUUAUUUUAUAAACAUUUAAAUAAUUCAAAUAAACAUUCAUUAUUAACACAAUUAAAUACAGAAUAUAAUCAAAUACAACAAAAUACAAUGUUUAAUUAUUUAUGUCAAUCAUUAUUAUCAAUCAAUUUUAUGGAUAUAAAUCAAAUAAAUUUAGAAAUUUUAAAUUUUUUUUUUGAAUUUUUAAAAAUGGCGCAAACAACCUCAUCUUCAUUUGUUUGUUUAAAUGAUAAAUCAUAUAUUCAAUUUUUAUUAUGUUAUAUUAAUAUAAUACAAAUGUAUUAUGAUUAUUAUAAUAAUAAUAAGAAUAUGAAUAAGGGUAAUAAUAACAAUAUAGAAGAAGCGGAAGACCUACGUGUUAUAAUCAAUAAAACAAAUAAUAUAUCAUCAUCAAUUGACCUAUUAGGAUUAUCAUUAUCUUUAUCGUCAUCAUCAUCUUCACCACCAUCGUCGUCGUCAUCUUCACCGCCAUCAUCAUCGUCAUCUUCACCGCCAUCAUCAUCAUCAUCAUCAUCAUCAUCAUCAUCAUCAUCAUCUUCUUUACCGCCAUCAUCAUCGAAUAUUAUUGAUUAUCAAAAGAAUAGAAAUGAAUCUCAAUUCCAUUCUAUUCCAUCAUCUAAUCAUUAUAUAAUGAAUUAUUCUAUGGAACAAUAUCCAAAAGAUACUCACCUAACGUCUAUUCAUAUACCUAUAAUGAAUGAAUUAUCUUAUAAUAUAAGUUCACAGAGUAUAGCAAUGAAUAAUAAUGAUUAUAAUAUACAUCCAUUAUGUAAUAAUGAAUAUAUUCAAAACUCUUUUGAAUUCAUUAACCGUCAAGAUGUUAAUUUGUUGAUGAAUAAUUCUUUGAAAGAUCAUUCAAUUCAUAAUAAUGAAUUCAAUAAAAGUCGAAUAAAAAAAGUCGCUUCUUUAGAUUUGAAACAUUUGAAGAGUUCCACGAAAAAGACAUUGAUAAAUAUAAUGAAGAAUAAAAUUGGAUCAGAGAAAUAUCAUAGAUCAUCUCGAAGAUCUACAGAUUAUAAAUCCCCGUUGGCACCAAAUCAAUAUCAAACAAAUCUGAGCCAAGAUAAUAAAAAUAACUCAGAUAUGCUUAUGUCUCCAGAUUCUUCUCCUACUAGUUCUUCAUUAUUGUCAUCAUGUUUCUCCCUUUCAUCUUUAUCAUCAUCAGCUUCAUCAUCAUCAUCAUCAUCAUCAUCGUCUGCGACUUCAUCUCCUAAAAGCUAUUUUCCAAUGCAUGAUAAACUGCUCAAUCUAAAAUCCCGAUCCUUUUCACUGAAACGAUCCCCAUUUAAAUUAUCACAAUUUUUAUAUUACCUACUCAAUAAAUCUGAAUAUAAUCCACAUUUAAUUUGUUGGGUAGACAAAUCACAAAAUAUGUUUAAAUUAGUCAAUAGUGCAGCAGUUGCUCAUUUAUGGGGUUUACAUAAACACAAACCAAAUAUGAAUUAUGAAACAAUGGGAAGAGCACUUAGGUAUUAUUAUGCACAGAAUAUUCUACGAAAAGUCAAAGGACAACGUUUAGUUUAUCAAUUCUUGGAAGAUUUUCAUAAAACUCAACAUCCUCCUACUACUACUGCUCCUACAAUAUCAUUUCCAUCUUCAUUCAUGACAACUACAGUGACAACAACUACCACUACAUCAAUAACAAAGAUGAUACCAUCACCUAUAACAAUAACAAACUAAACCAUAAUAACAGAAUUUUCGGAAAGGAAUACAAAACCCAAUAUAAUUACACUUAAUUAAUCUCCUAUUCCGGUAUCUAUGACUUUAUUUCAGAGAAAAAAAUAUGUUUCUGAUCAAACAUUUAGGCAUUUUAUUUAAUAACUAUGAUGACUACUACUACUUACUUACGCCUGUUACUCCCGAUAGAGCAUAGGCCGUCGCCGCUGAGGACGAGCACUACUACUAUUACUACUAAUCAUUCUACUAUCUGAAAAUCUAAGUUAAAAUAACAAUCAUGAUAUCAAAAGUAAAACUGACUAUAAUUUACACUUAAAAGGUCUAUUGAUCAUUAAUUUGUUUAUGUUAAUGUUUCCAACCAUCCAAUUCUUUUACUGUAAAUGUGCUUAUAAUUACAAUGACAUUCAGAAAUAUAUGAUAUUACAUAUG